Messenger RNA from Prorocentrum cordatum, 492 nucleotides. The record is from the annotation of a GenBank genome assembly. Lineage: Eukaryota; Dinophyceae; Prorocentrales; Prorocentraceae.
CCGUCUUGGGUUCGAUCCGGCUCCGGAGUCGUCCCGGACCUCCUCCGAGCGACGUCGCGUCCGCUGACCCCCUUCCCGCUACAUUUGCCUCCUCCCAAGGCCGAAGCCGCCGGAUCUCGGAGAUGCUCUCGACCGAUGCUCGCGCCCGAUGUUUGUCCUCGCCCGGGCUUCGCCUCGGCGGCCCGGGGGGCCGCCCUCCGCCAUGGCGCGCGGGCCAUGAGGCGCCCGCGGGGAGCGCGCCGGGGCCCGGCGCUCGCGCUGCUGGCGGCCGCGGCCUGGGGCCUGCCCGCCGCCGCGGCCGCGGAGGGGCCAGCGAGGGCGGAGGCGACAGCUGGCCGCGGGCCGCUGGAGGGCCCCGCCGCGGAGGCCGCGCCGGCUGUCGGCAGGCGGCGCCUGUCGCUUCGCGUGAGCCGCGGGCGCGUGCUGCUGCGCGCGCUGGGGUACGGCGGAGGCCCCGUCGGGUCCGAGGCCCGACAACCAUCACUUCAUUAA